Thunnus maccoyii (southern bluefin tuna) is the source of this 2593-nucleotide messenger RNA. Its product is annotated as cysteine/serine-rich nuclear protein 1-like. Gene Ontology annotation, biological process: regulation of transcription by RNA polymerase II. Gene Ontology annotation, cellular component: nucleus. The transcript has 5 exons. The record is from RefSeq and is a predicted model, not a curated record. Gene Ontology annotation, molecular function: DNA-binding transcription factor activity, RNA polymerase II-specific; sequence-specific DNA binding. NCBI's taxonomy places the organism in Eukaryota, Metazoa, Chordata, Actinopteri, Scombriformes, Scombridae. Bases 136 to 1839 code for a protein of 567 amino acids.
UUGUACACUGAGGGACACACAAUGCUCAGCUGGCCGGACUGUGGACAAGACCCAUAAACUUCGUGUCACUUUCAGCCUUUUGUUAUUAUGCUGACUCUUAAUUCUUGAAUAUACAUCAACCACCGCAACCAAACCAUGAGAGGCAUCCUCAAGAGAAAGUUUGCAGAGGUAGAUGACAAUCCCUGCUACUCCUCCUCCUCACUCUCUUCCCCUGCCUCCUCAGAGUGGGAGUCUGACGGGGAGAGCAGCUCCUCUGACAUCCAAGAUUUCACACCGCAAGGCCCUUCUCCACCCACCAGCUUACCCAUUCAGUCCAUCCUGAAGAGGCCCAGGCUGACGAAUAGGCAGAGUAAUGUGCGCUUUGACCUGGUGACGGUGUUCAGUUUCCCACGUUGCCAGGGCUUCACCAGUGUGCCCAGCCGUGGAGGUGCCACCCUGGGCAUGGUGCAGAGGCACAGCACCCUCCAAAGGUUCACGGUAGCGGAGCAUGCAGUGGAGCAACGGCACAGACGCAGAGAGAAGCUCCGAGACAGACUGAGAGAACAGAGGCUUGAAGCGUUGAAACACAAAUUGAUCACCAGUGGAGCCAUUGACCAGAGAGAAGCAGACAGGCUCACAGUGGAUCAAGUCCCACAUGAAGACAUUGACGUCCACAUCAGUGAUUCUGAGCUGGAGGAUGGGAGUUUCCUUCAGCCGUACUCCUCCAGACAGCGGCAGGCUCUCCUCCUGGCAGCGGGGGUGAAGCGCAUUGACAAGGAGGAGAAGAGGCAACUUCAUGCCUUGCGUGUCUCCAGGGAGGACUGUGGAUGUGACUGCCAGGGCUUUUGUGAGCCAGAGACCUGUGCAUGCAGUCUGGCAGGCAUCAAGUGCCAGGUGGACCGUUUCAACUUCCCAUGUGGCUGCACUAAGGACAGCUGUGGAAACGCUCAGGGACACAUCAAGUUUGACUCCAGACGUGCGCAGACCCAUUACAUCCACACUGUCAUGAGACUGGAAUUGGAGAGGCGCCUGCAAGAUGAAACACUGAGCCGAGAGGACCAGACUGGACUUCCAGAGGACCUUGUAGAGUAUGAGGACCAGGGUAAGACACACUCGGUGAACAGUGCACAGGACAAAACCUGCCCCUUUGGGUUUCCCCUGGAAGAAGAUGGUCUUCCUCUCACCAUGCCCGCCACUCCUUCCUUCCAUUUCGACGCAGAGCGGUCAGUGGUGGAGGAGAACAGCUGCAGCAGUGACAUGACUGAAUCCUCCUGCUCCUCCACUGAUUCUGAUGCAGGAGGAUGUCAUACUGAGAGUCAGAAUAUCCAGGAAGUUGAUGGAGGGUUGUCCCGUACCCUCAGCAUCUGUGACUCUGAAAAUAAUAACUACUCUAUGUGCAGCCAACUGAGACACAUAAGAGAACCACUGACGCAGAACAACAACAUUUCUGCCACUUACAGCACAACUACUGACAGUAUGGAACCACUCACAGCCAACACAUUCACAGACAAUAUAAGCAGGACCUCAGUGACAGCUUAUCUGGAUGAAAAUGCAAACCAAGCCAGAGAUUUAUUUGAUGAUGACUCUCUUGAGGACUAUCCCAACACUCCCUCCCCCACUGUGGACUAUUCCUCAAGCAGGUACAUGGACCUGAGUCUCUCCUCCGACUCCAACCUGGAGUUCUUCGACUGUGACUACCCCUCCGGACCACUGCACAGCUCCUUCAAAGGACACAGACACUCAGACAGCUUUCCCCAUCUCCAGCUGUUUAGCUCUGUUCAUUUACCACAGAACGAGUCGAGCACCUACCUCCUGGAGUCUCUGAUCGGCCUGACUGAACCGAGCCCAGAGCAGGUUUAAGAUAAUCAGCUCUUAUAGGUGAUUCAAAGAACUCUUGUGACAUGACAAGAAGCCAUGUGAGAGAAUUAUAAACAAAGUUAGCACUUCUUUUAUGUAUUUGUAAUAUUUCAAUGUACAAAGGAUGAUUUAUAAAAUAUUUUUUCCAAGCUGGAUAUUUUUUCUAUUGCCUAAAAAUAAUUUGCCUUUGUUUCAGAGAAACCACACUUAAGUAAUCUAAUAUAUGUCCUUAUUUUUUAUUUUUUGAACCUUUUAUAAUGAUCUUUGACAUGUUAUUUAAUUUCUUCUUAUAUAUCAUGGCCACAGAGAAUAUUGGAUUCUGAUUGGAUGGAGGGUAUGCAUUAUUUUCAAAGAACCACUUUGUUCUGAUGCAGCAGCCUUAUCACUGCUCAAAGUGAAAACUCGUAUAGCUGGAACUAAAUCUUCUUUUUGUUUUCUAGAGUAGAAGUUUAAAGUAAUGUUUAUCCCCAAAUUGAGACAGGUAGCAGCUCCACAGAGAUCUCAUGUAAAGGUCAUACUGCCUCAAAGUAAUAAAAAUACCUUUCAUUUUGCUGGAAGCUGGUCAUGGUAUAAGCAGGAUAAUCCACUUUGACAUAUGCAGUUAUGAAAAAUAACACUCCUCUAGUUUUAGUCUCUAAAUUGUAAUAUAUUUUCCAAUAACUGCCUGGCUCACUGUGAAUUAUCCCUUACAUGCUUAACAAUAUGUUUAGAAUAUCUCUGUAUUGGAGUAAUGAAAUAAAAGAUUUUUAUUUAUUAA